Messenger RNA from Caenorhabditis briggsae, 2124 nucleotides. The transcript is spliced from 11 exons. The coding region runs from base 1 to 2124 and encodes 707 amino acids. NCBI's taxonomy places the organism in Eukaryota, Metazoa, Nematoda, Chromadorea, Rhabditida, Rhabditidae. The record is from RefSeq and is a predicted model, not a curated record.
AUGCUGCGCUACCAGGCGUCCGUGUACAGCGAUUCAUACGGAAAUGAUUUUCAUUCACCCGUACAGGGACCAUCAUCAAUCGCAUCGUCCAUCGGAUUCCGGUCGCAGCAGGGAAAGGUUAUCAAAAGAUUACCGACUACAUACAAAUAUUCCAUCAUGUCGGUUACUCCUCGUCGUCGUCUUCUAGUCUCUGAUGGUGUACAGAAGUCAAUGACAAGUAGUUCGGGAGUCACAUUUCCACCACCAGAUUAUAUAAAAAAGAUGAAGGAAAAUUACGAAAGUGGGAAAAUCAUCUAUAUUCGUAGAAACGGCGGGCUGAAAACAAGUGGAAUAUCAGGAAGACUUACUACGAUAAACACUUCUAUACGAACGCCUUCGUAUCAUGCAACAUCAAUGUCAGCAGGAAGUGUAACUCUGGACACUAGUGGAAGCGCUCCAAAAUAUGUGUAUCGCUUGCCGAAACAGGAUUUUGGAAAAUUUGAUGAAAAUCGACCGAACGGGAAUAUGUAUGUGCCAGCUCAAGAAGCACCAAAACAACAUUUCACAACCGUUCCUGCGUGUAUGUCAAUGGGAGGAGAGGUUAUGAUUGAAGAAGAAGUAGAUGAUGAAGUUGCUGAUCUAGGCGCAGAUGAACUGACUGGCGAUGGAUUCAAUGCCGACAAAUCUCCAAAAUCAGAAUCUCCAGACCCGUAUCUGAAGUCUUCCGGCCCACUGAUACAGCCGUGUUCUUCAAUGAAACCACCGAACUACAACAUGCUCCAAAGGAAUCGGUUACCUGGAAAUAGGUGUCCUCAUCAAGAUUGUUACUGGCGAGGUACAAACGAGAUGUCAAUGAAGAAACAUAUGUCAAUACAUGGUCAAAAACAAUCAUCGAUGUAUGAAAAAUCUGGCGAAACCAUGAAAGUUCAGCUCGUACAGCCGAAACCAAAAGGAGUGAAAUGUAGUGAAUGUGACACGUUCGCUUACUCUCGUCCUCUUCUUCUCCGUCAUAUGUACGAUUCACACGGCAUCGAAGCUCCUCUAGUCAAGAGAACUUUCGCUAAUAGAGAAAUGCUCCAGUCCUGGUUGGACUCUCUUCGCGAAACUCAUGCUGUCGAGUUCGUUGUCUCAUCGGGAUCGAAGAAAUGGGGACGUGGUCUUCAGGUUCACUAUUUGACAUGCUCCAGAAGUGGUGAUCAGAAAGAACGUCCGAACAAGAAAUACGUUCGACCGCCACGACCAUCAAUAAAAUGCGGACGAAACUGCAUGGCUUACUUGAAGAUCAAACAAAAUCCGACAGUGUCAGAACUUCAAAUCGAAGGAUGUCUUCAUCACAGUGGACACGAAAUCGAUCACACAAGAAUGGUUUUAGAGCCAAAUGAGUUGGCAUCAAUUGGACUUCUUGUGGACGCUGUCAAUGAAGGAAUCGAUGUAUUAGGAAAUAUUGAAACGCUUCGCAGCUAUAUCGGCUCUGCUGGACGAUUCCGUCUUGUCACCGACAGUGGACUGAUAGAGCAAAUGCCUAUUUGGUUUGAGCAAUAUCAUCGGGAUGUAGCUAUGUAUAACGGGAUUAGUUCCCGGGAUCACGGAUCAUCGAUUGCCAAUUCAUACUGUAAUCCAGUUGAAAUUAAACGUUUUGUACCAAAUUAUUUUUUAGUGUCACCAAUGAAACCUCCAGUUAACGGAAUUCGAAGGGUGCCAUACACUGGAAUGAACAUCAAGAAAGAAUUAGAUGCAAUCGCAUUGAAGACGGCUGUGCCGAUUCGCUUUAACGGCGGACAACUUCAGGAUAUCGAUUUGAAUGUAGGCAAUGAAGAAUACGACGAGAGCAAGGUCAAAAUUGAAAUGGACGAUGAAGAUGCUCUUGCGACCCAAAGUAUUCUGAAAGAUGAAUUUGAAGAGUUCAAGCCAGAAGACCUUUUUGAUCUUCAUAGGACGGAUGAUGAGAUACUGUGUGGGGGAGAAGAAGCUUCUGGAAUCACCUCGAAUAUUGAUGGCAUUCUGGCUGCCAACCUGCCUGAAAACUUUAGCGAUCCGCUGUGCGGGAUGGAUUUGAACGCCGACUUUGGUGGUUCAUUUGAUGAUAACGUCUUUGAUGAGUUCCUCGGACUCUCCAACUUCAACGACGUCAACAGCAGAUUUUAA